Clupea harengus (Atlantic herring) is the source of this 1698-nucleotide messenger RNA. RefSeq names its product apolipoprotein A-I. The record is from RefSeq and is a predicted model, not a curated record. NCBI's taxonomy places the organism in Eukaryota, Metazoa, Chordata, Actinopteri, Clupeiformes, Clupeidae.
UUUGUCAAAGUUUUGUUUUUUUCUCUUCUGUUUUUUCCCCCCACAGAUUUUUGGUCGAUGAUAUCAUAUACUAAGACCGAUCCAAAUGAAACUUGGCCUGAUUGUAACGCCACAUGGCUGAUAUGGAAUAUAAGGCUCGUGUCUUUAGGUAGGCGCAUCCCUACACACACAUACUGAUCUCCCACUUUAGUAAUGUCAGCAUUAUAAACAUCUCUCUGUGUAUUUGUCUAACUUUAGGGACGAACUGAAGCAGAUGUUUGUCGUCGUGGUUUGAGCCACCUUCAGGCCCUCAGAUGCCUUAUCAACUAGAUAUGUGACCGUUGUAACCAGUGGGCAAGGUUCACUGCCACAAGAACAAAUCGACAAAUCGACGUCUCCUUUAUGGGACAGUCUAUCAGGCAGGGAUUCUCCCAACGAUCCUCUGAGUCUACAGGAUCCUCGUCACUAACAGAUCCACCAUGAGAUUUGUGACAUGUGCACUGGCUCUCCUGCUGGUUGCAAGCACCCAGACAGGCUCCAUUCAGGCUCACGCUCCAUGGCCAUUGGAGGAUUACAGAAUUGCAGCCAUGACUUUGCUGGGCACAAUUAAGGACGCCACACUGACAGCCGUCAGCAACUACGGGUUUAACACGAUGGCUAUCUCUAAAACCCUUGACCAAAUAGAGGAGCAUAUUCAGGUGUCCUAUGCUGUUGUGUCCCCCUACUUCAACAAUUUCAUCAGCAAUGCCAUAGAGGCCACCUCUGGACUGCGCGAGACCCUUGUGGCCGAUGUUGAGGCAUUGUUCAACGACCUGAGACCCAGGGGUGAGGAGCUGCGGCAGGUCCUGGGGAAGCACCUUCACGAGUACCACGAGAAACUGGAACCUGUCAUGCAGGAGUUCAAUCCCAUGUAUAACUAGAAAAUGCAAGAUGUCAACAGCAAGCUGCACGCCUUCAGAGCCAAGGUGGAGCCCGUGGUGGAGGAGCUGCACACCAAUGCGCAGCGCAACGUUGAGGAGACCAAGUCCAAGCUGGUGCCAAUCAUUGAGGCUGUGCGUGCCAAGCUGACCGAGCGCCUGGAGGAGAUGAAGACCAUGGCCGCCCCUUAUGUUGAGGAGAACAGGGAGAAGGUGUUGAAUACCAUAAACAGGUUGUCUGAAAAAAUUUCAAACUAUGACAUUUUGGCUAAGAGGCUACGGCCUGAGCUGGAAAAAGUUAUGGGUAUCAUCCUGGAUUUUGUAAUUAAGGAUGAUUAAAACCUUGUUGAUUAAACGUUAAACCUUAUUGAUUAAACGCCAAUCUCAUUUGACUUCCUCACUCCUCCUUGCCCACUCAAACCACACAGAGGAUGAAAAUAAACCAUUUCCAUUUCAGUGAAUAUUUUGAUGACAUAUAAUGCUGUGUCUUACUGAAGCUUGUUAGACAAAAGGUUAAUCUCUGCAGUGCCUGUUCAAGAAAAUCCAAAAUGUUUCAUGCUAGUCAUCUAUAGUUCAGUAGUUAAAACUGAACAUAACAAAUAGUUAAAACUAAAACCUGAACAUUCUGUGCCAGUAUGUGAAAUCUGUGCAGAGUGUGAAAAUGGGUUAUUAUCUCAAAUACAGUACAUGCUAUGGAACUAUUGUAUUUAUUGUAUUAUAUUUAAAGUUUUGACCUGACUAAUAUGACCUGACUAAUAUGUUUCUAAUGCUGCCUGCAUUUUUAAUAAAACUAUUACAAUUA